GUUGAUAAAGAAUGAAUUGAGAUAAGAGAUGGCUUCCGCCAAUAGAAAAAUGCUUUCACGUUGACACUGGCAGCCCUACCGGACGGUCGCUGAAAGAGAAGGAAACAGAAAGAGAUGGGGGAUUCAACUUCAAGUAGAUCGGAAGAUUUCUCGGUGUUGGUGUUGGCAUCGGAUCUGGGCAUAGAUGCCCGGCCCUUUUUGAAUCCGUCGGACAGAGAAGGAGGCGAAGAGCAAUGGUACGACUGUCCCUCCGCCGACGAACAGGACUACUCCGAUCUCGACGCCUUGCAGUUCUUCCGCCUCGAGAGCGGUUCCGACAAGUCCGGCAACCGCAUCUUCCGCAUCGUCGGCAAGUACUUCCCCGCUCCAGUUGUAAGUGGGGAACGGCUGAAAAGGUAUGUUUUUCAUAAAAUACACAGUGAAGUACCAGAAGGACCAUUCUGCAUUCUUUACAUGCACAGUACGGUGCAGAAAGAAGACAACAAUCCAGGCCUAAUGAUCUUGAGGUGGAUAUAUGAAGAGCUUCCCUCUGAUUGCAAGGAUAGACUGCAGGCAGUAUAUUUUGUUCAUCCAGGGCUCCGCUCAAGGCUGGUCUUUGCCACUCUUGGUCGUUUCUUUCUAAGCGGAGGCUUGUAUUGGAAAAUCAAGUACAUUAGCCGCCUACAGUACCUAUGGGAGGAUAUCAAGAAAGGAGAGGUCGAGAUCCCGGAGUUUGUGUGGAAUCAUGACAAUGUUCUGGAGCACAGGCCGCUGACAGAUUAUGGCAUCGAACCAGAUCCCCUCCAGUUAAGUGAGGUUCCAUGUACAGCCCCCUCACUCGGGAGGUAUGAAGAUAGGUGGGCAUCUAGAGGGUAUAUAUCUUAGAAUUUCUCAGUGCUAAGAGUGUCCCUUACUCUCUUUAGCAUGACUCUUUAGGCUUAAGCCUUGUAAAAAUAAUGGUAUUGUGUGCCCAGCAUUUGGAAACUUUAAGAAUUUUUCUGCUUGUUACCUAUAUAAUAAGCAGAUGUUUCCAGAUAUGUUUGUGAUAAUAUACAUGGUGCAGAUAACAUUUUUAUAUCUAUAA
Messenger RNA from Diospyros lotus (date-plum), 1063 nucleotides. RefSeq lists its product as uncharacterized. The transcript has 3 exons. Lineage: Eukaryota; Viridiplantae; Streptophyta; Magnoliopsida; Ericales; Ebenaceae. Bases 115 to 864 code for a protein of 249 amino acids. The record is from RefSeq and is a predicted model, not a curated record.